UCAUUAGGGCAACACCUUUUCCCUCUAUUAACUUGAAAGAGACUGAUCAUAUAUGUUAUGAUCUCUGCUUUUGUUUUCUCAGAUCACACUGCUUUCAUCUCAAUUUGACUUUUCUGAACUCCUUUUCAGGCAAACAUCAUGUAAAGUAAAUUUGCCUCCAUUCCAAAAAGUUAUCAGCAUUUGAACAUCAAACAAACUGGAGGAUGAUGUGUUGAUUUCACACUAACUGAAGGGUAAACUCUUUUUCUAUUAAAAGAGCCGAGUGGUUGAGUUUCAACCUAGAUCUAAGGGAUAAAUGCACUAUAUUGGUCUUAAAAGGUGAAAUCUUUAGGUUUUAUUUUUCCUUUUUUAAAUCCGCAAACCAGUGUGUCUACAUAGAGUCAUGAUGUUUGUGUCGAUUCUCAUUUAUCCCAGUUCCAUUAAGAUAGUGGGGGGAAAGCAGUGAAUUUCUAUUAUAGAAGACUUUUCACCUCCUCUCUGAGAAGCGUUCCUAAUCCAGAACAAAUAUUCCCAAAAAAAGUCUGCGUCAAAUUGAGGAAAAAAUGCUCUAAACCUCAGACCGAGCUCAACAAUGGAGGCAGUUUUUCCAGAUAACCUUUUUUUCUGUCCCGGUUCUCCCCCUCGCAGCUGCUCAGUGUGGAUGUGUGCGUGUGGGCGGGGCCAAAGCACAUCUGGAUGAGAAACAUCUGGACUUCUCUGACCAAACAUCCCUACAGGUUCUGCUGACAUCGCACACCGACCGACACCGGCAUCUGGACCGACCGAGCGCGUGCGGGUCCCGGCGGACUCCCCAGGAUGACGCGGAGCGGAACCGCGGCUUUCGUCGCCGCUUGCAGUCUCCUGGUUGUUGUCGAGCCCUUCGGCAGCCUAAGAGCCAACGUGUGUAAAUGGUGUUUACCAUCCACUCCAGUUUGCAAAGACAACAUCUGCCUCAGCAACUGUAACCUGUCCUCCUACUGUUCCUUCACAGAGGAGAUCUGCAUCGCCAUAUGGAGGAAGACCAAUGAAACGAUGACAGUGCACACGAUGUGUCACCAUCCGAAUCUGCCGCUGGAAGGCAUCAACCCUCGCCUGUUAUUGAAUUUUACCUCCAGAGAGUGUCACAUGCUCCCACAGCCGGCAGAUGAGGGUGUGAUGAUGGUCUGUGGCUGUCAGGGCGAACAGGAAUGCAACGACAAACUCAUCUUUGACAAGGGAGUCAGUGGUUUCUCCAGGCUGCACAGUAAAGAUGUGAUCCCGGUGGUCAUCGUCAGCUUGGUGCCUCCUCUUCUGGUUGCCAUGGUCGCCACUGCUGUCUUCUACUCCUACAGAAUGCGCCGGCCUGACAAACCAGGGCCUGCUUCUCGAUCUGAUUGGCCCACAAAGCGCUCCCCUGAACUCUACCAAGUUUUGGAUCAUCCACGUGGAGAAGCAGGAGGUGGUGUGGUGGUUCUUGGAGUUGAACCAGUGAUCAAUAACACCAAAGGCAGAUGUCCAAAUAAAAUCACCGUCGGUAAGAGGAUAGCUGAGCUGCUCCCCAUCAAGCUGGAGGACGUGGUGGGCAGGGGGCGCUUUGCUGAGGUCUGGAGGGCUCGCCUGCUGCAGAGCGACAUGGGUGGAGUUAACAGUUACGAAACUGUGGCAGUAAAGGUGUUUCCCAAUGUGGAGUAUGCCUCAUGGAGAAAUGAGUGCUCCAUCCUAUCUGACCCUACACUUCAACACGAAAACUUGGUUCAGUUCCUGGCAGCUGAAGAAAGAAGCCUGCCAAGCGACACUCUCAGGACUUACUGGAUAGUUUUGGCCCAUUACAGCCUUGGAAAUAUGCAGGACCACCUCACAGCAAAUACUCUAAGCUGGGAGGAGCUUGUUUCCUUAGCAAGUAGCAUAGCUAACGGGUUAGCUCACUUACACAGUGAAACAAAGCUGAAUGGAGCACCAAAGGUUCCUGUUGCUCACAGAGACCUGAAGAGUAGCAACAUUUUGAUAAAGAACAGGAAGCAGUGUGUGCUGUGUGACUUUGGUCUGGCAUUAAGGCUGGACAUCUCCCUCACAGUUGAUGACUACGCCAACAGCGGACAGGUGGGAACAGCUCGUUACAUGGCUCCUGAGGUGCUGGAGUCCAGGGUGAACCUGGAGGACCUGGAAGCUUUCAAACAGAUGGAUAUCUACUCCAUGGCUCUGGUCCUUUGGGAGAUGGCCUCCCGCUGUGAUGUUAUUGAAGAGGUGAAGGCCUACCAGCCGGCUUUUGGCUCCAAGGUCUGUGAGCAGCCCUGUGUGGACAGCAUGAGGGACCUGGUGCUGAGGGACCGAGGACGACCUGACAUCCCCUCAGCAUGGACGCAGCACCAGGGGAUGAGUGUCUUCUGCUCCACCAUCACUGAGUGCUGGGAUCACGACCCGGAGGCAAGGCUGACGGCCCACUGCGUGGUGGAGCGAUUCAACGCCAUGCAGCACAGUGAGGAGGAGGCGGUGCUCGAGGACGGUGGGCUGGGGGGAGGACGACAAGAGUGAGAGAAGAAAGAAUCUAGGAAAUCAGUUCCUCUCUUCAUCUUUUUCUUCCACAACCUUCAACCAAAAACAAAGGGAAAUGCCUGGGAGGUAUUUAUGGACCCUCAGGUUCAGUCUGGUUCUCACACCCUGAGCCCUCCUCCAUCCUGUAGCUAUCUGUGUUCACACUGAUAGCCCAGUGAUAAAGCUCCAGACAGGGAUAAAUACUAAAAAGGAAAAAAAAAACAUUGUUCCUGUUUGUCUGGAAGGGAAAUGCUGGACUUUAUCACCUGACAGAGACUGGAUUUGGAAGGAGGUAAAGCCUAACUAACCUGGAGGAACAGGAAGUACAGGUGAAGAAGAUUAAAAAACAAACUGAUGCUGAUGGAGAACACAAAGAUGUUUUGAAAAGAUUCAGAGAACAGAUGAGAGUUGCUGUAAUUCUGUGAGCAGAUCUUUAAGAUCGUGGAAACCUGCAGUCAUCGUUUAGUGUUUGAGCAGUUUGUCUGAUUAUUAUAUAAAGUCCAAUACUGGUAACAAUGGGCAGGCAUUUCUAAGUGGAAAAUCCUGUUUUUCUUGCUUGUAUUUACUACAAAUAAUUCAUGAUAAACCUCUGAGAAGCUUCUGUGUGACAAACCCGACCUUUUUUAUUUUCCUGACAUUUUGCAUUAUUUUGAAAUUGAUUUCCACUAUAAUAUAGUUGAUGCGUUUUGUGCAUAUGGUGCAAAAAGUCAUCCAUCCUGACGUCUCUGUUGACAGUUUCUGCUGAUGCGUCCAGGAAGGCGUGUCAGAACAAAGAGUGUGGGAAAUCCUUUCCACACUCUUUGCUGACUCUUGUGCUGUAGCUUCUUAACCAGGGGUGGGCAAACUACGGCCUGGGGUCCAUAUGCCACCCGUUGAACUAUUUAUUCUGGCUUGCCAAACUGGAAUAAAUUAUAUUGAUGAUCCUUA
Molecule: messenger RNA, 3417 nt
Organism: Oryzias latipes (Japanese medaka)
Lineage: Eukaryota; Metazoa; Chordata; Actinopteri; Beloniformes; Adrianichthyidae
Gene: tgfbr2l
Product: transforming growth factor beta receptor-like
Biological process (GO): cell surface receptor protein serine/threonine kinase signaling pathway; heart development; protein phosphorylation
Cellular component (GO): plasma membrane; signaling receptor complex
Molecular function (GO): metal ion binding; ATP binding; transforming growth factor beta receptor activity, type II
Source: RefSeq, a predicted model, not a curated record